CCAGCAGACGUGGAAAUGGGAGUGACUUCCUCCUUAUUCGGUGGCGCAACAGAUCCAGUAAAGCUUUCCACUCGAAGCAGGAAGAAGAAAUGCGCACAUUUUUCUUCUGUUAUGAGCUCAAGCGGAUUCUCGCCCUUCAAAGAGAAGAACUGGAUCCUUUAUACAACUAAAGAAGCAAUUAGGCAGAUGGCUUCUCUCCUAAUCUUCCUUGGAUAUUUUGCGGCUGCGCAAUUCAUCUCUGGAAAUCCUGCAGCGGUCUUUGACUGUAGCCAUGACUUUGAGAGGAUCUAUUGUCAGCUAAAAUCUCAAAACUGCUCUGAAAACAGUCUGAUCAUUACUGAGCAUUUAAAAAAACAGUAUGACUGCCCUCUCCAACAGUGCAGCAGUGACCAGUGCUGCUGCGCUGCAGAAUUUCUGCUAAUUUAUGGAGAACAUUUUACUGCAGAAGUCAACAAUAAAAGCGCGUUGAAAACUUUCUACGUAACAGAGAGCUUUAAACCCAAAGCUCCGACAAUCAAGUCAGUGAAAGAAUCCAAUGGGAACUUUCAGGUCAGGUGGAUCACAAACAUGGAUGGAAAGACAUGGAACCCAGAGGAAACAGAAAUUAUUUUAUGUAAAAAAGGAGACACAGAAAAGGUUUCUAAACGUAUCAUACCAGCUAAAAACGAUGGGCUUCAGUACCACGAGAUAAAUGGUCAAGAUCUGGAUCCAGGUGCAGUUUAUGUGGUCAGCCUGAGAAGCUUCUCUUCUCAGAGUAAUAGGUUCAGCAACAGCAGCCAGGAGUGGGAAUUUAAGACCCCUGCAUCUUAUAACACUCUUCUGUACUGGCUCAUCUUUGGCCUCAGUGUUUUCUCAGUCAUCAUCAUCACUGCUUUAUACUUCUGUUAUGUGAAGCUGAAGGAAAAUUGGUGGGACAAUAUUCCGAAGCCGAAACUUACCAUGACCCAUUCAACAAAGCCACAGAUCAUCACAUCAAGUGAUUUAUCCAACUUCAAAUCAUUCGAUAAGGAGCUAGAGUUCAAUACUAUGGGUGCUGGAAGUGGUGCCCUAAGAGAUCCUCUUCUUUUGAGUGGAUGUUUGAGGCUGGACCAACACAUUCUUGAAAGGAUACAACAUGACCAGAAAGACCUGGCCAGGAAAUUUGGUUUAAAUCUUCAGCCAGAGAUUUUUUCUGCCAAAGAAGAUCAGUCAAAUUCUGGUUCAUCAUCCAUAUUCAAUCAAACCUAUUCUCUGCUCCUUCCCAACCAUUCUGGUCAGUGGCAGAGCGCUUCAGACUCUCUUUGCUCUUCUAACACAAGCGGCAUUGUGACAGAUCUAGAACAAAGGGGUUGUUUGUUUCCUCCACAACACAAUAGUUCAUCUUGCCAGAAAAAAAUAUCCAGUUCCACCAGCUCAAUCACCUCAAAGGAGUUUGAGUCAGUAGAUGAGUCUAAUGAGUUGUCCAAUGUGCUCCCUUGUUUUCCUGGCUCAGUAGAUGAAAUGCUGAAAUUUAAAAACCCCACCUAUGGCCCUUUGCCUGCAGCGUCACAUGGAUUUAUUCCCAUGGAGGAUGGUUACAAGCCAUGUCAGUGUCAGUCAGAAGUGGCAGAAGUGCCAAAAGAUGACCACAAUCAGCAUUUUAAUAUAAAUCCAAAGGAAUUUAAUGCGAUCCCUCCACACUCCUUCCAACCUUCUGAAAAUCCGGCAUUCCAUCCAUUUGACAUGAAUGGUCAGUUUCCCUGUAUCUUCCCAAUAAUUCCUAAUAAUAGCUCUAUGAUCGUGGUCAGUGAAUAUCACUGUGUGUAGCUCCUCAAGCCACACUUAUGCUGCACUUCCACUACUCGGCGAUGCUCAACUCGACUGAACUUUUCACGCUUUGAGGUUUCUUGACUCUGAACCUGGAAAAGGCUGUGGGCAGCAAGGACGCAGAUGGAAAGCUUUGGACCAAUUAGUGACUCCUAGCCAAUCGUUGACCAACAGUCAGUGAAAAUGCGUUUGGGGCUUGGGGUUGCUAAGGCAACAGCUUAGCAACCCCAAUUAGGAUUAGCAGCUCUUUACAUUUACUAUAAGCAACAGUGAAGUGUCUUUUAAGAAAUCCUGGCACUAUUGCUGUGGCUCAGCUUGGUACACUUGGUUCCGCAUCUAAACGGGUACUGAAAAGGGGGUUGGCAACCACAGACCUGUUACUGAUGGAAAAGGCUUGAAACUGGGUCGACAUGAGUUGAACUGUGCUGAGUAAGUACUGAUGGAAACGCCUCUUUAGGUCAAAGACAGACCAGAAUAUUUACAAUAAUUGCAUUCCUUCUACUGGAGUUCUGGGAGAUUUUUGGGAGUGGGGGAGACAGGGAUAAUUUGUUGGCUCAGUCAUCUUAGCCUUUUUGGUUCAGCUUAUCACAACAGUCUCGGCAGUGAGUCGCAUGACUGAGUAGCGCCAUAAAUCAGUCAAUCAAUACUUUAUUAAUCCCAGAGGGAAAUUAGAGUUUCCGUACACACAAUUCAGAGAUCAGACAUACAUGGGCAAGACACAUGGCACCUACAUAAGGCACCCAAUGACAUCAGUACCGUUAAAAAAAUGUGUAUUCUAUCAAAGUACGCCAUCAUUUAAGCCAUUCAGUGGACGAGGAUAGGGGUGGUGUGAUGUAAAAAGCAGCGGCCAAUGAUCAGAAAAAACGCAGCUUGUUACAAGGCUGUGUAGGAGACCACAAAGUGCCAAGAAUUACGGCACCGUGGAAGGAGUUGUGCUGCAUUUUCAGCUCUGAGAGUUUAGAAAUUGUGGUUUGAAAGCAGUGUUAAUCCUGUUUAUUUUAUUUUCAAUCCUGCAAAAUGUUUUUUUACAUUGUGUAAAAACAAAUAAAACAUGUAUGAAAACCAA
Nothobranchius furzeri (turquoise killifish) is the source of this 2851-nucleotide messenger RNA. RefSeq lists its product as uncharacterized. Gene Ontology annotation, cellular component: external side of plasma membrane. Lineage: Eukaryota; Metazoa; Chordata; Actinopteri; Cyprinodontiformes; Nothobranchiidae. Gene Ontology annotation, biological process: cytokine-mediated signaling pathway. Gene Ontology annotation, molecular function: protein binding; cytokine receptor activity. The record is from RefSeq and is a predicted model, not a curated record.